AUGUCUGCAUCUCAAAUAGUUACAUUAAUUAGUUCGGAGGGAGACAAAGUAGUUGUUUCCAGAGAAGCAGCGUUACUUUCUGGUGUAAUUCGAAAUAUUUUUGAGGAAUCUGGAGAUGUUAAUGAAGCCAUACCUAUUCCCAAAGUUAAGACAAGGAUACUUGAAAAAAUUGUAGAAUAUUGCCAAUAUCAUGUUAAAAAUCCGCCUAUAGAAAUACCUCAACCUCUCAGGACUGCAAAUUUAGCAGAUGUCGUUUCUGACUGGGAUAACAAUUUCAUAAAUUUGGACAAAGAAACACUAUUUGAACUAAUUCUGGCUGAAAAUUUUCUUGAUAUCAAGCCACUUCUGGAAUUAAGCUGCGCCAAAGUAGCAUCACUUAUAAAAGGGAAAUCCCCAGAACAAAUCAGAAAGGAUUUUAACAUCAUAAAUGAUUUUACUCCAGAGGAAGAAAGACAGAUUAGAGAAGAGAAUAAAUGGUGCGAUGAAGCUUAA
Babesia microti strain RI is the source of this 492-nucleotide messenger RNA. Its product is annotated as S-phase kinase-associated protein 1. Gene Ontology annotation, molecular function: cullin family protein binding. The record is from RefSeq and is a predicted model, not a curated record. Bases 1 to 492 code for a protein of 163 amino acids. Lineage: Eukaryota; Apicomplexa; Aconoidasida; Piroplasmida; Babesiidae. Gene Ontology annotation, biological process: SCF-dependent proteasomal ubiquitin-dependent protein catabolic process. Gene Ontology annotation, cellular component: cytoplasm; nucleus. The transcript has 5 exons.